This is a messenger RNA of Moneuplotes crassus, 1384 nucleotides long. Lineage: Eukaryota; Ciliophora; Spirotrichea; Euplotida; Euplotidae. The record is from the annotation of a GenBank genome assembly.
CAUUGAUGAACUUGGGAGCAACCAGCUUCAGUGUCCUUAUAUCCAAGAAAAGGAAUGAGAAGAGGAAUUCUGAUAAAAAUAUUCUUGGAGCAUUCCAACUCAACGAAGGCAUCAAAAAUUCCAGUAAUGAUAGGAGCAUCACUUCAAUAAAAGCUAAAAGAUUCAAGUAUUCCAACAAUAAGAAGAAGAGACCCAUUGGUAUCAAGAUUGGCAUGAGAUACUCAAAAAUAGAGAAAGAGAGGAUGUCUCCAAUGCAGAAUUUCGAAGAUUUAUUCAAGCCAAAAUAAUUUUCAUAGUCUGAAUAGCGUAUCUAUUACAGAGCAUGAGACUUAUGAACUCCCUCAAAUUAACCCAGAGAGCAGCACUAAGAAUGUACAAAGCAAUAAUAGUUUUAAGCAAAGGUUUUCAAUGCAACAUAAGAAGCUAGAACCUAUUCGUACGAUAUGUUCCUUUCGGAAUAGGAGAUCUACUAUGAAUGCAGAUUCUGGGGAUGAUAAUUCCUCUCACAGCCCGAUGACUUCCACUAUAAAGCCUCCAUUACAUCCUCUUGUGUUGAAGAAAUAAAGAAGAGACAUUUGAGGAAGAAAUAAGCAAUUUGAAGGCCCAGAAUACCCCAUUAGGCAAUGAUACUCCUCCUCAGCAGUUGUAUAAGUCAAAGACUAGAGGUCCAGCAACAGAGGAUGAGAUAAUGUCCAUCCUGGUUAACAAAGUCGUUGAGAACAACGUCUACAAAGACUAUGAAGAAGGCAAGGAGGAAGUCCAGACUGAGGAAUUCGAUUACUUCAAUGACAAGCUCCUCAAGUUCAAACUCAUGAAGGUCAAAAACAUCUUGGCGCCUACCUACGAGAUGAACAAAGAAGAAGGUGAGAAGAUUAGGCACAAGAUCAAGAUGGAUGCCCAGAAUGAGAUGGAUACAAUCAUCAAGAAAACCCUUAAUGAGAAUCUUAAGUUGAGCAAGAAGGGCAAAACUCGAAUUUUACAGAAGAAACUCACUGAAGUAUCCUCUGAUAGUACCUCAGAGGGAUCAAACUCGUUCCAGUCUAGUCAUAUGAAAGGCAAGAACCACCUGAAGAACCGAGUUAUUAGAAUAAAGCAGAAGAAAAAGAAUAAGAAAAGUUUAAUGAGCAAGCUUGAUGUAAUCCGCAAUAAUAUUUACCGUAAGAAAAUGACUGAAAAUGUGAAUACUAAGAGCUUAAAUCAUACCAAUGACCCUUUCCUCUCCCUUCAGGACUUGAAGAAGGAGACGAAACGCAAAGGGAUCUUUGAUAGGAAGAAAGAGGCCAAGAAUGGCCUCAAGUCUACUUUAGACACCCACUCAGAACAGACCAAGAGAUCUGUUCUGAACCUUAAUCAUGUUGAGGACUUCUUUGAAGAUCAUGAAUAG